AUGAGCGAGGGCGCCGGACCCGCAGCCGCAGCCGGGCGGUGGCGCAAGUGCGGGCCUCGGUGCGGGAGCCAGGGCGCCAUGACGGCCUUCCGCGGGGUGUGGACCCAGGCCUUCUGGAAGGCGGUCACGGCCGAGUUCCUGGCCAUGCUCAUCUUCGUGCUGCUCAGCCUGGGCUCCACCAUCAACUGGGGUGGCGCCGAGCAGCCGCUGCCCGUGGACAUGGUGCUCAUCUCGCUCUGCUUCGGCCUCAGCAUCGCCACCAUGGUGCAGUGCUUCGGCCACAUCAGCGGCGGCCACAUCAACCCCGCCGUGACCGUGGCCAUGGUGUGCACCCGCAAGAUGAGCCUGGCCAAGUCCGUCUUCUACAUCGCGGCCCAGUGCCUGGGCGCCAUCCUGGGGGCCGGCAUCCUCUACCUCGUCACCCCGCCCGGCGUGGUGGGCGGCCUGGGCGUCACCACGGUCCAUGGGAAUCUCACUGCGGGCCACGGUCUCCUGGUGGAGCUGAUCAUCACAUUCCAGUUGGUGUUUACUAUUUUUGCCAGCUGUGACUCCAAACGGACUGAUGUCACUGGCUCCAUCGCUUUAGCAAUUGGAUUCUCUGUUGCAAUUGGACAUUUAUUUGCAAUCAAUUACACCGGUGCCAGCAUGAACCCUGCCCGAUCAUUCGGACCCGCAGUCAUCAUGGGAAAUUGGGAAAACCACUGGAUCUACUGGGUUGGACCAAUCAUCGGAGCGGUCCUAGCUGGCGGCCUGUACGAGUACGUCUUCUGCCCAGACGUGGAACUCAAGCGUCGCCUCAAAGAAGCCUUCAGCAAAGCAGCCCAGCAGACCAAGGGGAGCUACAUGGAGGUGGAGGACAACCGCAGCCAGGUGGAGGCCGAGGACUUGAUCCUCAAGCCCGGCGUGGUGCACGUGAUCGACAUGGACCGGGGCGAGGAGAAGAAGGGCAAGGACCCGUCGGGGGAAGUGCUGUCCUCCGUAUGA
Molecule: messenger RNA, 984 nt
Organism: Pipistrellus nathusii (Nathusius's pipistrelle)
Lineage: Eukaryota; Metazoa; Chordata; Mammalia; Chiroptera; Vespertilionidae
Source: the annotation of a GenBank genome assembly